AUGAAAUUUCGUCAAAUUUUCGCUCUAUUAUUAAUUAGCUUGAGAAUUGAGGAGAUAACUUGUGUGAAGAGCAGAUUAAAAUUUACGCCGAGUAGUUUAGCGCUUUAUCCUCUAGACUUUCAAGACAUCUGGCAAUCCUCAGAACCCAUACCAAUCAACAUCAACUACUCCAUACCAUCGUUUGGAGUUCGCGACUUGAAGAGGAAAUUAACGGAAUUAAAAAAGAGCACAGGUAAUAAAAAUUUAUUAAUUUGUAUUAGAACUUCUGCGUGA
Messenger RNA from Theileria parva strain Muguga, 273 nucleotides. RefSeq lists its product as uncharacterized. The record is from RefSeq and is a predicted model, not a curated record. Bases 1 to 273 code for a protein of 90 amino acids. The transcript is spliced from 4 exons. Lineage: Eukaryota; Apicomplexa; Aconoidasida; Piroplasmida; Theileriidae.